AAGAUAUGAUUUUGUAGAAACGUGCUGAUCAACGGCGAAGUCAAACAAAACAUUUCAUAAGUAUAAAUUUAUAAGCAUGAAAGCAACAAUUUAGUCGAUAUUUUUGAAGUGAGGAAGAAGGAGACAGAGACGACCCCAUCAAUACCCUUCUCUUAGAUCUCAGAAUCUCUCUUUUGUUCUCUUUUUUCCCACUUCUUUUGGCCAUUCCUGUCUUCCACUUUGGCCUCUUUUUUUGAUGGGAUCCGCCGCCGAAAUCACGGAGCCCACCUCCGGGACCGAGAAGCACCAUCAGCCAGUAGAAGCUGAAGAAGAGGACGAGCAAGUUUUCGAGCUGGAGAGGAAAAUAUCGUCGACAUUUCGUCAUGGAAAGAGACCCGAUAGUGCGGACAGUAGCACUGUCACCAACACCAGCUCGUCUUCUUCUUCUAGCUUUUCCGGUGAUGGCACGGAGGGGAUAAUUCCCGAUUUCCGUAACGGCGACGGAGAGCAUGUCACAGUAGAAAAUUUGGAGGUCCCGGACUCGCCGGAAAUCGGAAUCCACGAGGAGCACGAGGACGGGAGCAGUUGCAACGUCUACUUCGACGGUGAACUAGGCUCUGAGUCAGCUGGUGCAGAGCCUGAUGCUCAUGAGUCCCAGCCCGCUGACCGCUUGAACGGGGAGACAAAGCAUUCAGAAUCUGAUAACGGUUCAGCUUCUGAGGAUAACAAAGGACCACGUGAAAAUGAAAUCGAAGAAGUGCAAGCUGGUGAAGUCUCUAAAUCCCUGGAUGCUGUUGAUCAACCCAUUGGUGAUUUGAUAGUGGAGGAGGAGCGGGAGAUCAAAGAUGUUGACGACUAUGACGUGGAGAAAGUGCUGAAAAACCAAGAGACACAUGACCUGUUCUGUCCAAUCUGCAACUCUUGCAUCACUGAAAGGGUUGUCCUCAAAAGAAGGAAACGGAAGAUCCCUCAUCCGUUACUUCCCAGUGAAGGCGCUGUGUUAGAGAAUCAGUCAAAGCCUCGAGAGGAGGCCACAGGCGAUUCCAAUUGGUUCAGUUCAAUGUUCGGAUUUAAGAAAGAAAAAGCAGCUCCUCGGCCAGGUGGGACAACGUCUAGUGUCCCGGAUGCUAAUUUGCCGCGUGAUAACCUAAAUCUUCCGGGUGAGGAUACCACAGGCUCUGGUUCUACUGCAAAUGCCUCAUCAAAAGCCCCAGCGCUUGUUCAGGAUGCUGCAGCCACUCCGAUUCAAGAGAUCAGUGUUUCUCAAGAUAAAGAGCCUGUUGACACCCCUUUGAUUCAAGUUGCAAACUCGCAUGAUCCAAGCAAAGUUGUCAACAACGGAGCGACUGUUGAAGACGGGCAGAAGUUUCUGGUUCCUAAGGCGGAGGAGGAGCAAACACAGCACAAGACCGACAAGGAUGAUGCCAUUGCAACAGAAGGGAACCACUCAUCAGAGAAAGGACGUCUCUCCCCGAUUCAACCAUCUCGUGACAUGAACAUAUCAAACACAGUGACUAGUGGACCCGAUGGAGUAAGAGUAGAAACUAUAUUUCAUUCUGAAGGUGUGUCUCAUCUGUUUGAAGGAGCAGACGCUAGAAAGCCAGAUUUCGGUCUGACCAAUAUACCAAGUGUGUUGGACACAGGUGGUGAGAGAGGAGUUGUGACUGGUACACCAAGUACCGGAACUGAUGUUCCACCACUCCCAGUGAGUUCGUUGGAAGAAGGGACUCUAAUUAGGGAACCGUUAUUAGUGAGACCAGUUGUUGAAGGGCGUAAACUGGAAAUCUUGAAAAGCAUUGUGUACGGAGGUUUAAUAGAAUCCAUCACAAGCCUCGGUGUUAUCUCAUCUGCCGCUGGUUCUGGUGCUUCCACAUUGAACAUUUUGGUUUUGGGGCUUGCAAACUUGUUCGGCGGGCUUAUUCUCAUUAUUCAUAAUCUCCAAGAACUAAGAGAGGAGGAACCAAGAAGAACAACAACAGAGGAUAACCAGACUAACGGUCAAGAGGAAGGUCGGUACAAGCGACUCCUGGGACGCAGAGAAAAUUUCACGCUUCACGCAACAGUCGCACUCUUAUCCUUCAUAAUCGUCGGACUGCUCCCUCCAAUAGUCUACUAUUUCUCAUUCAGCAAAACACACAACAGAGACUACAAGGUCGCGUCAGUUUUCGGGUCAUCUCUACUAUGCAUCGUCUUGCUCGCCCUAGCCAAAGCUCACGUGAGGAACCCGAGAGGCAGCCACCUGAAGAGCGUUCUGUACUACGCGUUGAUCGCUGUGUCAGUGUCGGGGAUUUCUUACGUGGUUGGUGACUUUGUGGAUCACUUGCUUGAGAAGUACGGAUGGUCUGAUGGAUCCGAAACUCCAGUGGGAGACAUGAUGCUUUCACUUAUGGGGAGAAAGGCCGGUAGCUUCGGAUACUCAUCAUCAUCGUACUGAAACUGAAUCUUGUCUAGAGAAUGAUCCAACCCUCGUACCACUUUUUUCUCUUCCACUCUGCUUUGUGAGCUUUCGUUAGACUUUACGUUUUUGUGGCCAAAUCUUUGUUGUGACUUGCAAGUGUAGAAGUCGUUUCCAAGUGUAGGAAGCACAAAAUAAUCGAUGACGACCACCUGUGCUCUUUUAUUAUUUAGCCAUAUCUCAUCUUCUGCAUUAAAAUUCGAAAAAGUUUCUCUAAAUAAGGUUCUAC
Thlaspi arvense is the source of this 2663-nucleotide messenger RNA. NCBI's taxonomy places the organism in Eukaryota, Viridiplantae, Streptophyta, Magnoliopsida, Brassicales, Brassicaceae. The record is from the annotation of a GenBank genome assembly.